Xenia sp. Carnegie-2017 is the source of this 1863-nucleotide messenger RNA. RefSeq names its product putative leucine-rich repeat-containing protein DDB_G0290503. The coding region runs from base 1 to 1863 and encodes 620 amino acids. The transcript has a single exon. The record is from RefSeq and is a predicted model, not a curated record. Lineage: Eukaryota; Metazoa; Cnidaria; Anthozoa; Malacalcyonacea; Xeniidae.
AUGGAAACAUUUCAUGAUGGAGAUGACUGUACAAAUGAAUAUGUGACGAGCAGCAACAGUAGUGGAGUCAAUGAAUUUGAAAAAACAAUUGCUAAGAAAGAUCUCGUAUCUGUAAACUUAUUGUCGAGUGAAGAUGAAGGAAAACAGGAGAAAGAAAAAUAUGAGGAACGAUUUAGAGACGGUAAAGUGGAUAAUCAUCACCAAGACAAAAUAGUAACAGAUUAUAAAAUAGAGAUUAUCGAAGAGAUUAAUCAGUCUCAAAGUGAUGAUCACAUGACAUCAUUGUCCAGUCAAUCUCAUAGUGAUGAUCACAUGACAAUAGUGUCCAACCAGUCUCAUAAUGAUGAUCACAUGACAUUUGUGUCCUAUGAAUCUAAUGAUGAUGAUCACAUGUCACCAGUGUCCAAUCAAUCUCCUAGUGUUGAUCACAUGACAUCAAAUGAGUUGACUGAAGAGCAAACAGACGAUGUAUCGACAAGUUAUUUGGCUAAAAAUGAAAUCAAGGAAAAGCUAACAAGAGAUAUUACAUCAACUAUAGUAUCAAUUAAUCAACUGUCACAAUCACAUGAAGAUGCAAGUUCGAUGUCGAGGGAAACACACACUAUCAGGAACGCGGAUAUUACAUCAAGUACCAGCGAGACGUCAUCUCUCGAUUUAACAUGUGAUACAGCUGAGGGUGGCAAUCAAAGCACAAAUUCCAGAAUACCGAAUAGUGUUGCGUCUAGCAGUUCUGAUGAGAAAAUUUCUACAAAUCACUUCAAAUCCUCUCAUAUUACAUCUUCUGCUGAACACCCAGAAAAUGUUGACGAAUCUGAUUCUUGGAAUAAUUUUAGUGAGAGUGUACAAGAUGAUAACAAUUCUCAGGUUGUUAAUGAUAAAUUGAAUAGAACAGAGAACGAAAAUGAAGUGGUAUCUUGUGGUAGUUUUCUUGCAGAACCACUAUCUAAUAAAAAUGUACCAUUUGAAGAGAUAACCAGUGAUUCAGAAAUACAAACGACGACACUCGACGAAACCCGAACUGUCAACGAUGAUACGGAUUCUAUUGAAAAUGGAAAUAGAAAUGAAGCACAUACCUUUGAAUAUGUAACCGAAGGAAGUUCAAAAGAAUUUUCUCAGAACAACAAAGACAACAUGGUAGAUUCAUCUACUGUAUCUCCUGUUAGUUUUACUGAUGAAGUUCAUUCAAAUCUUGGUACUCCUGAAUACGUUGAAACAAAUUCAAAUGAUACUGCAAGUUCAAUAGGAGAUAACAUUGGUUAUUUUGGAAGAAACGAAAAUACUUUUAACAAUAUUGUGGGUAACACAGGUUGUCUGUCAAUACCUGAGGACACUGUUGGAUCUACAUUAGGUGUAAUCUCAAGUACUUCAUAUGAUAUCACCGUUGAGGCCAUAUCAAGUGACGAGGAACUCGAAGAAGGAGAGAUUGCUGAGAUUCCUAACAAAGUUAGCUCAGUUGACGAUAUCUCUGUUCCUAACAACGCGUCAGAGCAUGUAAUAUCAUCAUCAGGAUUGUUUUAUCCGCCUUUAGACACCAUACCUAUAUCUCCACCGGCUAAUGGAAGUGAAAUAUCAUCUUCUUUUAGAGAGUUUACAACGUUCACGAUAACAUCUAGUGAAGAUUUUGAACUGACAACACAACGCAGAGAAGCACCUAUUCAAACCACAGGCUUGCUUUCCGUAUUUCCGUUUUCCUCCUUAAAUAUUCGUUCUGCAUCAAACAGUAAUAAUUCGUCACCAAAUCCACUGGGUUUUAGUUCCUGUCUGUCAACUGAUCCUAUACCAAACAUGUUUCAACCUGCGGAUUCCACUGAUAUUUCAAUGCAAACACCACAAUAUGAACCGUUAAGUGAUGACGAUAGCUAA